Molecule: messenger RNA, 2777 nt
Organism: Camelina sativa (false flax)
Lineage: Eukaryota; Viridiplantae; Streptophyta; Magnoliopsida; Brassicales; Brassicaceae
Product: nitrate regulatory gene2 protein
Source: RefSeq, a predicted model, not a curated record
UAGAGUACACACUGUAGUUAGUAGUAGUAGUGUAGUGGGAAAAUCUGGAAACAGCUAUAUAGCUUUUUUUUUUCUUUUUCUUUCCCUUUGCUCUAUGACUGUUGUGAAAUAUGCAGAGCCGACGUGAGCUUCACGCGCCACCGUAACCUGAAGGAGAAGAAGAAAUAAGCCCUCAGCCAUGGGAUGUGCGGCGUCCAAGCUCGAUAACGAAGAUUCUGUACGGCGUUGUAAGGAUCGCCGCCGUCUCAUGAAAGAAGCUGUCUACGCUCGUCAUCAUCUCGCCGCCGCUCAAGCCGAUUAUUGCCGAUCUCUUCGUCUCACUGGAUCUUCUCUCUCCUCAUUCGCCGCCGGUGAACCUCUUUCGGUCUCCGAUCAAACUCCGGCCGUUUUCCUCCAUCCUCCUCCUCCGCUUUCUGAACCAUCUCCGGCUAAAUUCGUCCCUCCACGUUUUCCUCCGUCGCCUCCUCCGAUGUCUCCCUCUGUUGCUAGUAGUACCAAGCAGUCUUCUUCAGUCAAUUCCGUCUCUUCAAAUCGACGGCGGAAACAGCCACCGAAACCUAAGCUGCCUCAUAUACUCUCGGAGUCAAGUCCUUCGUCUUCUCCGAGGAGUGAGAGAUCCAAUUUCAUGCCGAACUUUUAUCCCGGAGCUGCUUAUCAGAACUCUACUUACUCCGCUACUCCUUCUCAUGCGGCCUCCUCCGUCUGGAACUGGGAGAAUUUUUACCCUCCUUCACCUCCGGACUCCGAAUUCUUCAAUCGGAAGGCUCAAGAGAAGAAACAAAACUCCGAUGAUCGCUUCAAAGAUGAGGAUACUGAAACAGAGAGGUCAGAGUAUGAUUUCUUCGACCCGAGUAAGCAGAAGCUGAAGCAGUUCGAAUCAGUGAGCAAUGUCGUGGAGACGGAGACGGAGAGAGAGGAAGUACAUUGUAGUGAAUGGGAGGAUCACGAUCAUUACAGCACCACGAGCUCCGAUGAGGAGGAGGAAGAAGAUGACGAUAGAGAGUCGAUCUCUGAGGUAGGGACUCGCUCCGAGUUUGGUGGAUCUACGGUGAGAAGUACUUCGAUGAGACAGCAUCAUCAGCCAAUGCCGCGAGAAUACGGCGGCUCUGAACAAGGCAAAUAUGAUAAAGCCGAUGAUGCGACUUUAUCUUCUGGUAGCUAUAGAGGCGGAAGAGAGAUCACUGACAUGAACAUGGUGGUUAGGCAUAGGGAUUUGAAAGAAAUCGUUGAUGCGAUUAAGGAGAAUUUCGAUAAAGCCGCUGCCUCGGGCGAUCAAGUGUCUCAGAUGCUUGAGCUUGGCAGAGCUGAGCUCGAUCGCAGUUUCAGCCACUUGAAGAAAACGGUGAUUCAUUCUAGUAGCAUAUUAAGCACCUUGAGCUCAACAUGGACCUCGAAGCCACCAUUGGCAGUCAAGUACAGGAUAGACACGACGGCUCUGGAUCAACCGAACAGUUCGAAGAGCCUUUGUUCCACUCUUGACCGUCUCUUGGCAUGGGAGAAGAAGCUCUAUGAAGAGAUUAAGGCUAGAGAAGGCUUCAAGAUUGAACAUGAGAAGAAGUUAGCACAACUUCAAAGCCAAGAGUAUAAAGGGGACGAUGAAGCUAAACUAGACAAGACAAAGGCCUCUAUAACGAGGUUACAGUCAUUGAUAAUUGUUACUUCUCAAGCUGUUACAACCACAUCUACUGCCAUAAUCCGUCUUCGUGAUACUGACCUUGUUCCACAACUCGUUGAGCUCUGUCAUGGCUUUAUGUACAUGUGGAAAUCUAUGCAUCAAUACCAUGAGACUCAGAAUAGCAUUGUGGAGCAAGUCCGGGGACUCAUUAACAGAUCAGGCAAAGGUGAAUCCACCUCUGAGCUACACCGACAAGCAACACGUGACUUGGAAUCAGCUGUCUCAUCUUGGCACACCAGUUUCAGCCGUCUAAUUAAAUUCCAACGUGACUUCAUACUCUCAGUUCACACCUGGUUCAAGCUAACCCUUCUCCCAGUUUGCCAAGAAGAUGCCACCGAUCAUCAUAAAGAGCCGCUCAAUGCUUACGCCUUCUGCGAUGAGUGGAAACUCGCUCUAGACCGUGUUCCCGAUACAGUCGCAUCCGAGGCAAUCAAAAGCUUCAUCAACGUUGUGCAUGUGAUAUCCGCAAAACAAGCUGAUGAACACAAGAUAAAGAAAAGAACAGAAUCAGCGUCAAAAGAGCUCGAGAAGAAAGCUUCUACGCUUAGAAACCUAGAGAGGAAAUAUUACCAGUCAUACUCAAUGGUCGGUGCCGGUUUACCAGAUUCAGGACCCGACAGCGAACACAUGUUAGACGCUCGAGACCCACUAAGCGAUAAAAAAUUGGAGCUUGCAGCUUGCCAAAGGAGAGUAGAGGAAGAGAUGCUGAAAUACUCAAAGGCAAUAGAAGUGACAAGAGCCAUGACUUUAAAUAAUCUGCAGACAGGGUUGCCUGGUGUGUUCCAGUCGUUAACAAGUUUUUCUGCUUUGUUCAUGGAGUCUCUCCAAACGGUAUGCACUCGCUCAUACUCUAUCAAAUAGGACUCUAAAAUAUAUACACAUAUAUCUUGAUAGUCAUACAGAGUUACAGUAACAAAGCUUCAACUCUUUAAAAUUUAAAGUAUGGCUCUUGUUUUAUUGCCCUUAAUUAUGUCUUUUAGCAUUAAUGUGAGAUCAGUUAUUGUGUUUCGCCAAGAAAUUGUUGAAAACAUUUUUAUUUAUUAUAAGGAGAAUGUAAAUAAACGAAAUUUUGAAACUGAGGGCGUUGCUUUGAUUCUGGAUA